Messenger RNA from Ambispora leptoticha, 729 nucleotides. Lineage: Eukaryota; Fungi; Glomeromycota; Glomeromycetes; Archaeosporales; Ambisporaceae. The record is from the annotation of a GenBank genome assembly.
AUGGAAAUUUUCGUUAAUACGAAAAAUAUUUGUUCUAAGCUCUCCGACGAUACAAAUUCUUCUCAUUCUUGCUCAAUAAUCCAAGCAAAAACAGUACUACAACCACCAAUACUUCACCUUCUUCCGUGUCAUAUAGACUUUGAAGGUCCCGCAAAAGUAAAUUCAUAUUUUCUGAUUGAACAACUUGUGAACCGCGAAAUUGACGCGUCUAAAAAACCUGAUAGUAACGAGACCGAAUCAGCAUCAUUAUCGUCCCCACCAAUAGCUAAUACACUUUGUUCCUCUUUUCGUGGACGAAAACUUAUUGGUCAUGAGGUGGUCUUGAAAGAUGGUUAUGAAGGCUUCAUAUUUAAAGAAACUUCGAUGAAACCAACAUCCUCAUUUAAAGAAUCUUCGCUAUUAUUGACAACCAUCUCCUCGGUCUCUAAUAGUAAUGAUGAAAAUGAAAAUAACAAUGAUGAUCAUCUAUCAGAUUUGGAUCGUGAACUACUCGAACUAACGACAUGUGACGAAGAAACAAUGAUAAGAUGUUGGGAGACCGCGCAUGAAAAGUUUGAUCGGUUUACGGUCUGGGGACACGACGAGCUUCCAGAAAGUUGGAAUUGUCCGUUUCAUGAACCUACUCCACCCCCGAUUGCUGUGCCGUUAGUCAAGAAUGUGGAUCAAUGGAAUUUGCUGUUUAUUAGCAUUUGGAACGGUGUAUUAGAAAUUGAAAACACAAAUGUUUGA